Molecule: messenger RNA, 597 nt
Organism: Oncorhynchus gorbuscha (pink salmon)
Lineage: Eukaryota; Metazoa; Chordata; Actinopteri; Salmoniformes; Salmonidae
Product: troponin T, fast skeletal muscle isoforms-like
Exons: 7
Biological process (GO): muscle contraction; sarcomere organization; regulation of muscle contraction
Cellular component (GO): troponin complex
Molecular function (GO): troponin I binding; tropomyosin binding; troponin C binding
Source: RefSeq, a predicted model, not a curated record
AUGCUUUAUAAGGACAGAACCAACAGUGGCAGCUCCGGAACCAGAGUCCCUAAGGUCCCUGAUGGCGAGAAGGUGGACUUUGACGACCUCCAUAAGAAGCGUCAGAACAAAGACCUGAUUGAGCUGCAGGGGCUGAUCGACGUCCAUUUUGAGAACAGGAAGAAGGAGGAGGAGGAGCUUAUCGCCCUCAAGUCCAGAAUUGAGAAACGCAGGUCAGAGAGGGCUGAGAUCCAGAGGGUACGCACUGAGAAGGACAAGGAACGCCAGGCCAGACGUGAGGAGGAGAGGCUGAAGAAGGAGGAGAUGGAUCAAAGGAGAAAGGCUGAUGACGACGCUAAGAAGAAGUCAGCUCUGACCAACAUGGGCUCCAGCUAUAGCAGCUCACUGCAGAAGGCCGACACUAAGAGAGGAGGUAAGAAGCAGACUGAGAGAGAGAAGAAGAAGAAGAUCCUAGCGGAGCGACGCAAACCUCUCAACAUCGACCAUCUGAACGAGGACAAGCUAAAGGACAAGGCCAAGGAUCUAUGGGAGUGGAUGCACCUACUGGAGUCUGAGAAGUAUGAGCACAUUGAGAAACUCAAGAGGCAGAAGUAUGAG